This is a messenger RNA of Sphenostylis stenocarpa, 642 nucleotides long. Lineage: Eukaryota; Viridiplantae; Streptophyta; Magnoliopsida; Fabales; Fabaceae. The record is from the annotation of a GenBank genome assembly.
AUGAAGUAUUUUGGUCCUCUAAAUUGUGUGAUCUUCCAGGACAAAGGUGGCAUUACAUCUGCUUUAGAGAGCGAGGCUGAAGAAGGAAUGGAACAAACUUGCAAGAAAACGCAAAGCAGAGACAAUAGCAAUAGCAGAAGAGAACUAUUUUUCGGUGGUGGAGAAGAGUCCACAGCUGGCAGGCACAAUUUACAUCUGCACGAUGCCAGGAUGAAGUAUUUUGGUCCUCUAAAUUGUGUGAUCUUCCAGGACAAAGGUGGAAUGACAUCUGCUUUAGAGAGCGUAACGGAAAACCUUCGUCGUUUAGAGAGCGUAAGGGAAAGCCUUCUUCGUUUGGUUCAGGAGGCUGAAAGAAACACAAGCACACUUAUAGAUGAAUCAACUGGAGUCUUAAAAAAGACUGAAAGUGAAUAUAAAGGGCACCGCUCUUUGUUGUCGAGAACACGAAAUCUCCUCUCCGUUAUGCAACGUCAAGAUGUCAUGGACAGAAAGGUUACUGAGGCCAUAAAUGCUGGUAUGGUGGGACAGGCAGAGCUAAGACCACAAGCUGUUGCAGAUGACUUGAAUCUUUAUCAAGUCAGAGACGAUCAUGUUCAUAAUAUAGAGGCUCCUUUAGAACAAAGAAUACAUGAUGAACUAUGA